Molecule: messenger RNA, 1956 nt
Organism: Gossypium raimondii (Peruvian cotton)
Lineage: Eukaryota; Viridiplantae; Streptophyta; Magnoliopsida; Malvales; Malvaceae
Product: G-type lectin S-receptor-like serine/threonine-protein kinase At4g27290
Biological process (GO): protein phosphorylation
Molecular function (GO): protein kinase activity; ATP binding
Source: RefSeq, a predicted model, not a curated record
AUGGAAGAAGCCUUCUUAUUGGUUCUUUUUCUGUGCUUGCUUCUCUUCUUUACUACAAGAACUUUGGCACUAAACACUAUAACUCCGGGGCAGUCCAUAAAAGAUGGUGAAACUCUUUUGUCAGCUGGUGGAAACUUUGAACUGGGAUUUUUCAGUCCUGGGAAUUCUAAGAGGUAUGUGGGAAUUUGGUACAAGAAAGUGUCAACUGGGACUGUUGUAUGGGUUGUCAUACUCAAUAGGGAAACUUCAGUUUCUGAUGCCUCUGGAGUUUUAAGUAUCAAUGACGAUGGAAUUCUUUCAAUUAUGAAUGGCACCAAAGGCAUUGUUUGCGAUAAUUCUACUUCCCGGACAACAAAGGAGCCAAUUGCACAACUCCUGGAUUCGGGAAAUUUCGUAGUGAAAGACCGAAAUGAUAAUGAUCCGACAAAAUUUCUUUGGCAGAGUUUUGAUUAUCCUUACGGUAAAAACUUUGUCACCGGUUUUGACUGGCAUAUAUCAUCUUUGAAAAGCGUAGAAGAUCCUGCUACAGGCCUAUAUUCUUUCAGGAUCGAGCCACAGGGGUUACCACAGCUUGUUCUUAAGAAGGGUUGCAGUAUCGACAAAUCUCCUUCAUGUAAAUGCUUGGAAGGGUUCAUGGGCAGAUUAGCAUCUCCUGGGGAUUUGGGUUCGGUAGAUUGGUCAAAAGGAUGUACUCGAAGAACACCAUUGGCCUGUGAUGGUAGAGAUAGCUUUCUCAAGCAAACCAGACUGAAGAUUCUGGACACUUCCAAAUCUUGGUCAGACAUUAGCAUCAAUCUUAAGGGCUAUCAUAUUCGAAGCAAAGGAAAGCUAAAAGAAAAGCAGAAGGCAGCAAUCAUAGCUAGCACUGUCAUAAUAGCCAGCAGAAUGACAAUACUAGCAUCGGUGUUGUAUGUCCGGAAGAUGAAGCUCAAAAACACGGGUGAAGAAGAUUUAGAGUUGCCUGUAUUCGAUUUUGCAACCAUAUCUACGACAACGAAUAACUUCUCAAGCGACAACAAGCUGGGCCAAGGUGGAUUCGGUCCUAUUUAUAGGGGCACAUUGAUUGAGGGGCAAGAAAUAGCAGUGAAGAGACUUUCAAAGAAUUCGGGACAAGGAAUCGAAGAGUUCAAAAAUGAAGUAACAUUGAUUGCUAAACUUCAGCACCGCAAUUUUGUAAAGCUUUUUGGUUGCUGCAUUAGGAAAGCUGAGAGGAUGCUAAUUUAUGAGUAUAUGCCUAACAAAAGUUUAGACUACUUUAUUUUCAAUCAAACAAGAAGAAAACUACUUGACUGGCGUAUCCGAAUGCAUAUUAUUGAUGGAAUUGCUAGAGGGGUUCUUUAUCUUCCUGACUCUAGAUUGAAGAUUAUCCAUAGAUAUCUCAAAGCAAGCAAUAUUUUACUAGAUAAUGAAAUGAACCCAAAGAUUUCAGACUUCGGCUUGGCUCGGAAGUUCGGAGUAGAUCAGAUUCAGGCUAAAACUAAAAGAGUGGUUGGGACAUACGGUUACAUGUCACUUGAAUAUGCCUUAGACGGGCUUUUUUCAAUGAAAUCUGAUGUCUUUAGCUUCGGGGUUUUGGUUCUGGAGAUAAUAUCAGGAAAGAAAAACAGGGGAUUUUCCCAUCCGGACCAUGAUCAUAAUCUUUUUAGACAUGCAUGGAGAUUAUGGGCUGAAAAAAGGCCAUUAGAACAAAUCGAUAAAGCAUUGGGCGAUUCAUACGAUGCAACCCAAGUUUUAAGAUGCAUCAAUGUAGCUCUCCUAUGUGUGCAACAAAGUCCUUCAGAUAGACCAAACAUGUCAUUAGUAUUGCUCAUGUUGUGUGGUGAGAGUAUAUUACCCCAACCGGAGUAGCCUGAGUUUUUCAUUCAAAGAAAUCUGCCCAUAGCUGACUCUAUAUCAGUAGAAAAUGAAAUGUACUUGAUAAAUGAAUCUUAUACUACAUCAUUAAAGCCACGAUAA